This is a messenger RNA of Cucurbita moschata (crookneck pumpkin), 2581 nucleotides long. RefSeq names its product AP2-like ethylene-responsive transcription factor ANT. Bases 529 to 2415 code for a protein of 628 amino acids. The record is from RefSeq and is a predicted model, not a curated record. Lineage: Eukaryota; Viridiplantae; Streptophyta; Magnoliopsida; Cucurbitales; Cucurbitaceae. Gene Ontology annotation, molecular function: DNA-binding transcription factor activity; DNA binding. The transcript has 9 exons. Gene Ontology annotation, biological process: regulation of DNA-templated transcription.
CCUUCAAGUCCGAGAUUAUACACAUACAGAGAGCAAUGAAAGGCGUCCUUCUCUCUUCUGGUUUUGCAUGUUUAUAUUAAUCUAUAAAAGAUAGCUUCAGCAAAACCAUGCCUUAAAUCCAAGAGCAUAAAGAAGCAAAAAAGAAAAGAGUAGGUGGAGAGCGUAGGGUAAAGCAACAAAAGGAUGUUCUUUCUCACACACAGAUCCCUAUAGGAAUGCAUUGCCUCUCCGCCCAAUGCUCAUUCUAUUUCCUCGAUUUAAAGCCCCUUGCUUUCUUCAAAGACAGAGCGGGUUGUUUUGUUGGUAGUGUUGGUCAUAGGCUCUAAGUUUCUUUAUGAGACGGGUUAGACAUGAUUCUCUGUGCUGCUAGCAAACAAACAAAAUAUAUCCAGUUUCAAAGUGGGGGUGAAGCAAGGAUUUGUUGAAAUCAUUAGAGCCUUUUUUUUUCUUUUUCCUUCAAAUUUUCAAUCAUUUAGAGCAUUGGGUUUGAAAGAGGGGUGGAUUGAAGGUGAGGGUUGAGCGAAUUCCAUGAAUAAUGUUAAUGGCAACAACUGUGACUGGCUAGGCUUCUCUGUCUCCCCUAACGUUAGCAUGGAGCUUUCUUCUUCCUCUGCUACUGCUGUCUCCUCUUCAAUUCCUGCAAACCUUUUUCACUCCCCAUCACAAUUUAACUAUGGCAUUUGCUAUGGCGUUGAUGGAGAAAAUGGUGGCUUUUAUUCACCAUUGUCUGCCAUGCCACUCAAGUCAGAUGGCUCAUUUUGUUCAAUGGAAUCACUCAGCAGGCAGCAUCCACAAGUGGCGAGUAGCUCUACUCCAAAACUAGAGGAUUUCUUCGGUGGCGCAACUAUGGGGUCCCAUCACUAUGAAAGCAAUGGCAGGGAAGCUAUGGCUCUCAGCCUCGACAGCAUUUUUUGCCAUCAAAACCCAACUCAUGAGCCCAACAACCAACCCUUUGCGCAUUUCUCAUCCUUGAGAAGCCGUGAAGGGAUGCUUCAAGACUCGAAGGUAAUCCUGCCUGAUGGGUGCAAUCUGCAGCAGCAGCAGCACCCACCAGCAGUGAUAGAGACUAAGAAUUCUGGUCUGAAUUGGGCUGUUCCUAGGAACUAUGCAGUCGCUAAUAAUGGUUCGUUCGAGCAGAAGAUGGUGAGUUUCAUGAGUGAAAAUGGUGGAGAAUCUGGUCCCAUUAAUGCCAUGGCUUAUGGAGAUUUACAUUCAUUGAGCUUGUCCAUGACUAUGAGCCCUAGCUCUCAGUCAAGCUGUGUUACAGCCACACAGCAUGCUUCACCUGCCCUGGCAGACUGUUCUGCUGUGGAUACAAAGAAAAGAGGCCAUGAGAAGCUUGAUCAGAAGCAAAUUGUUCAUAGGAAGUCUUUAGACACUUUUGGACAGAGAACCUCCCAGUACAGAGGGGUUACAAGGCACAGAUGGACGGGUAGGUAUGAAGCACAUUUGUGGGAUAACAGUUGCAAGAAAGAAGGUCAAAGCAGGAAGGGAAGGCAAGUGUACCUUGGAGGUUAUGAUAUGGAAGAAAAAGCCGCCAGAGCUUAUGAUCUUGCUGCACUCAAGUAUUGGGGACCCUCCACCCAUAUCAACUCUCCUGUGGAGAACUAUCAGAAAGAAUUAGAGGAAAUGAAAAACAUGAGCAGGCAGGAAUAUGUCGCUCACCUCAGAAGAAGAAGCAGUGGAUUCUCAAGAGGAGCCUCAAUUUACAGAGGCGUAACAAGACAUCAUCAACAUGGAAGAUGGCAGGCUCGGAUUGGGCGAGUUGCUGGUAACAAAGAUCUGUAUCUUGGGACAUUCAGUACUCAAGAGGAAGCAGCCGAAGCCUAUGACAUAGCAGCCAUCAAAUUUCGAGGAAUGAAUGCGGUUACUAAUUUCAAUAUCACGAGGUAUGAUGUGGAGCGGAUCAUUGCAAGCAAUACCCUUCUUAGUGGCGAUCUAGCUAAGAGAAAGCAGCAGCCUGAGUUUGAUAAUGAAUCACUUAGACAAACCCCUCCUACUCACAACAGCAAUUCAGAAGCUCUUCAUUUGCCCACUCAGAGUAAUCAAAGUGAAUCAGAAUGGAAGAUGGCUCUUUAUCAGUCGUCGCAACAGCUCAUUCCAAAACCACGAUUGCCGUCUGCUAUAACCGAUGAUGGAUCACAACUCGGAGUCGAAGACUCGGCAAGAAUGGGAGCUCAUUUCUCCAAUGCAUCUUCAAUUGUGACCAGCUGCAGCUUUAGCAGCUCGAGGGAGGAGAGUCCAGACAAGACGAGCCUUUCAAUGGUGUUCGGAAUGCCUCAAUCGACGUCUAAGCCAUUUGCUACCUCUGGUAGUAAUAUGAACUCCUCCUCCUGGAUUGCAUCUGCCCAGCAGUUGAGGGCAGCAAAUUGUAUGAGCCAGUUGCCAGUGUUUGCUGCCUGGUCUGAUAGUUGAGGAAAAGAAUUUGAUAUUUACUGAUGUUAGUAGCAAGAACAGGAACUUCAACUUAUUUUAAACAAUAGAGAAAUGAAGUUCAAAUUGGAGUCUCCCUGUUGUAUCUCUAUCUCUCUGUAUUAUUGUCUUUGUUUUUCCUUUGUUAUCAAAGUCAUAAUUGAGCUCA